AGAGAAAAAUAGUCAAAAAAUUACUUAAAAUUAUAUAUUAUAAAUAUUUUAUUCCGAAAUUCCCGAUCAAAUAUUACCGUUACACGCCACCUUCACCCACCACACCGGCGCCGUGGUUUUCCCGUUCUGGUAUUACCUUCGUCGUUCCCAACCAAACUGAGAAAACACACACACACACACACACACGAUUAAUGGAAGAUUCUCAAAUUCGUAGCAGUAUAAAUCGAACGCAAUUCAGAAAUCCAAUUUCCAUGUCAAUAAUACCAUUUCUACUGCGCCACUCAACGUUUUUCCUCUUCCUUUUUCACCACCGCCGCCACCGUCAAUGGCGCCACCAAAUCCUACUCCGCCUUCCUCAGCCUCCGCCGCGAGUAACUCUGACGCUUCAAACACCUCCUCCUCCUCCUCUCCCCUCCCACCGCUUCCACGGUCCUCUAUCGCCGCCGCCGCCGCUUCCUCUUCCAAAACGCUGAAUUGUCUCCGGAUCCUUUGCCCCAGUAGCUGCUGCGGCGCCGCUCAUUCCACUACGGAGGCCGAUGCGGUUGUUCCGCGGUUGCCCCGAGCGAACCCCGAACUCAAACUCGGUCCGGUCAUCGGAAUCCUCAGCCACCCAGGGGACGGGAAUUCCGGCAAAUUCAACAACGCCCCCAGCGCCUCGUACAUCGCCGCCUCUUAUGUGAAGUUUGUUGAGUCCGCCGGUGCUAGGGUUAUUCCCCUCAUCUACAACGAACCGUUGAAGGUUAUUAACGAGAAACUCAAUUUGGUCAAUGGAGUGAUCUUUACUGGAGGGAGCUCCAAAAGAACUUCCUACUUUAAUGUUGUCAAGUCAAUAUUCGAGAAUGUUCGGAGAAUGAACGAUGCUGGGCAUCAUUUCCCUUUGCUUGCAAUCUGUUUAGGCUUUGAACUAUUAACCAUGGUCGUCAGUGAGAAAAAAAACAUCCUGGAGAAAUUCGAUGCACUAAAUCAAGCUACUACAUUGGAUAACAUAGAUGUGAAUGGAAAUUUAUUUCAGAGGUUCCCUGAGGUUUUGCGAAAUAAACUAAGUACAAAAUGCCUGGUUAUGCAAAAUCACAGUUAUGGGAUAUCACCUGCGAAGUUCCGAAGGGACAAACGUCUGGAUAGUUUCUUCAAGAUAUUAGCAACUAGUAGGGAUAAAAAGGGCAAGGACUAUGUUUCGACGGUUCAAGCACGCAAAUAUCCGGUGACUGCUGUUCAGUGGCAUCCAGAGAAAAAUGCUUUUGAGUGGGGCUUAUCAGAGAUUCCACACUCAGAAGAUGCCGUUCAAGUCACUCAACACGUUGCCAACUUUUUUGUGAGGGAGGCUCGGAUAUCCGCCAAGAACAAGCCUAAGCCAUCUUCCCGGAAAGUGCUCGAUAACCUUAUUUAUAAUCAUAGUCCCACAUAUUGCGGGAACGCUGGGAAGGGGUUUGAUGAGGUUUACAUUUUCAGCUGAACUCUCUGCCAAUUUGCAUGAAAUGUAUAUAUAUAAUAUAUAUAUUGACGAAUAAAUAAUAUAAGGUGUAAGUAAAUAAAACGUGUGGGAAAGUUUCAAGUUGGUAUUUAAGAAGAAAUAUGUGCUUUUAGCCUUUAGCACCAUAAAAGAAUGACUAUUAACUAAUUUUUAUUAAACUAUAUAAUAUACGGUAAAUAUUAAGCCUCGAGUAAAGGUCUCAUUUGAUUGGCAUAAUUAGGUUAGCAUAACUAAAUUAGCAUUAUGUCUUAUUUAUAAUUUAUUUAUGGCCAAUUGUAUAGCUGAGUUACGAGAUUCGUGACACAAUUUUAUUUUUAUUUAUGUCUUUAAGUAAUUUUUAUUAAACU
This is a messenger RNA of Erythranthe guttata (spotted monkey flower), 1818 nucleotides long. The record is from RefSeq and is a predicted model, not a curated record. Lineage: Eukaryota; Viridiplantae; Streptophyta; Magnoliopsida; Lamiales; Phrymaceae.